Paramecium pentaurelia is the source of this 3947-nucleotide messenger RNA. NCBI's taxonomy places the organism in Eukaryota, Ciliophora, Oligohymenophorea, Peniculida, Parameciidae. The record is from the annotation of a GenBank genome assembly.
AUGUUUACAAAAAUUUUAAUUUUUCCAAUUUUCAUCUCUUUAGCAUGCUUUUCUAUGAAUGAUAACCUUUUAUAUGUAAUUACAGAGAAUGAAACAAUUAGAUUAAAUUUAUCAUAAGUGUUUAUUGGAAAUAAUAUCAUAUAUUCAACAUCAUAAACAAAUUUAAAAAUAAUCUAACCAUUUAAUGAAUAUGAUAAAUUAGAAUUACCUGAAUAAACUUAUCCAAUUAGUUUUAAACCAUUACUUAAUAUCAAUAAUAAAUGGAUGAAUUAGUUUGCAUAUUUGGGUGAAAAUUUCAUUUCUGUAAAUAUUACAUAUUCUAAUCCAUAAAUUAACUUAAAUACUCCUGAAUUUAGGACAAUUUUAUAUAUAGAAAAACUAGAUUUAACUUUGAAUUGUUUUGAUUUUGAUUAUUUUAAGGAUGAUAGUUUUAUUAUUGUAUGUUAAAAAGAGACUCAAAACUUAGUUUACAUUUAUCAUAAAAAUGGAGAAUUAAUAAAUUAGAUAGAACUUGAAAAUUUUCUUAAUGUAAAAUCUAUUUAAAUUACAAAUACAUUGGAAUAUUUUUACAAAUUAGAAACCAAUUAAUUUUAAUCUGUUCUUGCUAUUUAUAAGUGGAAUGAAAAUUAAACUAUUUUACAAUUAGAAUCAAUCAUAAAUAAUUAAACUAUUCAUUUUUUAUUUCCAUAAUAAGAAUUUAUUUCCUUAAAGAUAAAUAAAUACAAAAUAUUCAAUAAAAACAUAAUUUAUUUUCUUGAUUAAACUUUAGGUUUGUUUAAAUAUCAAAAUAAUUAAACUACUGUAAUUAAAACUGAUAAAAUUAUAUCAUUUGAUAUAGAUGAUGAAAAUGGUUUUUUAAUUUACCUUCAAACUUAAAAAAUUAUUGUAUAUCAACAUUAGCAUUACAUUAAAACAAUAUCUUUAGAUAGUAAUAUUGAUGAGAAAGCAAAAGUUCAUAUUUCAGGAUAAUAUGUAAUUUUGCAUAACACAGGAUACUUUUCAAGUUUUAGUAUUUAUUCUGGAUAUUUACUUUAAAAAAUCAAUAGUGAAGGUAUUAUAACAUAUUUAACCUCAUAACAUUAUUUGCUUACACUAUCAAAUGAGUAUUCACAUUUUUAUUUACUUAAUAAUGGAUAUCUAUUAUUAAACACUGAUGAUUUAGAAACAAAAAAUCCAUUAAAAUUUACAAUUUAAGGAAAAGAUGGUCAUGGUUCAUGUAAUGCUUCUAUUAUUUUGUAAAGUAUUUAAGAAAAUUAAGAAAUAUUGAUAUCAGAUUAUGAGAAUAAAUCAAUUAUAAUUGGAUCUCCUUUUCAUUAAUAAGAAUUGAAUUUGAGAAUUUCAGGGCCAGAUUAAAAUUAUUUGUGUAUAUCUAAUUGUUCAAUUUAACAAAUUAUAAAUUAUCCAUUUAAUUUAUAAUUUAAGGAUUAAAUAAUCUACCAAAAUAUUUUAAAAAUAGAUAAUACUUAUUAUUAUUUAUUAUAAUAAUUAAAAAAUAGUAAUCAAUUAAAUAUUAAUAAGUGUGAAAUAUAAUCUUAAUUUGCCUGCUCACUUUAAUCAAUAAUAUAAAUCAAAUUUGAUCUUAAUGAAGAUAAUUUUUAAUCUUAAUUAAUAGAUAAAAAUCUUUAUUUUGUGAUUUUGGAGAAUUCAUAAACUAUUUCUUUAUAGACUACUAAUUCUACUAUAAAAUAAAUUGUUCUUGAGAAAUCUGUUAAAUAAUUACUAUUUGAUCAUUCAUCAUUAUAUCUAAUAUUUGAUAAUUAAAUUCAUUUUUAUCAAAAUAUAAUAUAAAGUAAUGAUUAUAUUUUGAUUGAUGAAUCAUUUUUAAAUAAGUGUUCUUACAAUAUCAAAUUGAAACCUCAAAAAUUAUACAUAAAUUCAAAGAGAGAUACACUAAUUAUUAAUAAUCAAGAUAGUUUAUUGAUUACUAAUUUAUUUAAUAACUUCUUUAUUAAAUUUUAUCUAAAUCUUGAAAUAAGAGAAACUGACUUUAUAGCAAUAUCAGAUUAAACAUUUAUUUUAAUUAAAGAUAAUAUCUUAUUUGAAUAUAAUUAUUAUUAAGAAGUUUAUUUAAUUCAUAAAUUACCUACUUAUUCUUAAUAAUUAUUUUAGCCAAUAAAUGCCAAAUAAAUAAAUAAUUAUUUAUUAAUUUAAACUGAAUAGUAGGAAAUAUUCAUAUAUAAAUUUAAUACUGAAGCUCAUAAUUCUCUCAAAAUACAAAUACAGUUAAACAUCAAAAAUUUUAAUAUUUAAAAAUAAAAAAUUUUAAUUUCACCCUUCACAUAAGAUUAACAUUUAUUUGUUUUGUUAUAUUCAAGUGAAUUGAUACUAAAAAAGAUUCAUUUAAAUCCUAUCAUAUCAUAUUAAUUAGAAUAUUAAAAUAAUAACUAUAUAUAAGAAAUGACAGCCGUAAUAAAAGUUUAUAAUAGAAAACAAAGUUUAGAAAUACAUCAAUCUAUAAAAUAAAUUAAUACAUUUACAUCAAUAUAAUUACUAGAAAAGGAAUUGAAAGAUAAAAAUAAAUUACAUCUUUCGAAAUAUCAAUAAAAAAUACCAAUGGUACAUAAAUGGUAUGAAGGUUAAGUAAUAGAUUUCAUAGCUGAAAGUGAAAUAAAGGAUGUAGUAACAAUCGAAAAUCUUAUAGAAAAGACAGAUGAUUUAUUAUUAAAUAGACUUUAAUUUAAUAAUUUAAUAUCACUUAACAAUGUAACAAAAAUAUUAUAAGGAGCCUAAUCAAUUUUAUUACUAAAUUCAUAAUUCUAAUUAACUUCACUUAUCAAUUUAGAUGUUUAACCUUAAUAUACUUGCAUCUCAACUAUAUAAGAUAAAGUUUUCUAUUACACAUUGUGCAAUAGUUUGACAGAUUCAUACCUACACAUUACUAAAGUUGAUGAUGGUUUUCCUUUAGGAUUUCUUUAUUAAUUUGAAGGUUUUACUAAAAAAAUUGGAAGUAUAAAUAAAAAAAUUGCAUUUUUAAGUGGAGAUACAUUAAAAAUAGGAGAUAUUUUAUUUGAAAAUGGUUAAUUUUCUAUUAAGAAUAUCAUUUAAAUAAAUGAUAAUUAUUUAAAGUUAAAAACUCUAUUUCAUGCAGUUGAUUUUGACAUUAUAUAAAGUGAAGGAGAUGAAUAUAUCAUAUAAGUUCUAGAUAUAAGUGGGAUUGUUGCAGUUUUAAGGGGAAUCUAUAAAGAAAAUAGUUAUGUAGUAUUUAAUAUUAAGACAUUUGAUACAAAAGAACUCAUCAAAAAAAACAAUUAUUCAAUUCUAAGUGAUACUUCAUUCAUCUUUAUUAAAAAUUUGUAUUACUCCAAAAGUUUUAUUCAAAACUUAAGUUUUCUUAUUUUAACUAACAAUGCUGGUUCUUAUGCAAUUAGAAUAAUAUAUGAUGAUGAUGGUAAUCCCUUUUUAGAUUUCAUGAUUGUUUAAUAUGGAUUUUGGGAAACAUAGCGAUUUGAUAUAGGAAAUAACCUAAUAUCUAUUUCUUAUAAGAAUGAAAAUAAAGUCUUAAUAGGAGUAUAUAAAAUUAAUUUUAAUCAAUAAUAUAUUGAAUUUGAAUAAUUUAAAAUUGAAUCAGGGUUAUAAAUUGAUUAAACAUAAUAAGAUCCUAUAUUCUUUUUCUUAAAGAAUAAAUAUCUAAUUGUUGAUACAUAAAAUUAGAUUUUUUAAUAAUACAAGAUAAAUGACUAUAUAUACUUUAUAGUUAAAGGAGCUUAAGAUAGGCAACAUAUAAAUAUAACUGCCAAAAAUGACUUUAAUUCAAAUUAAUUGAAUUAUAUUAUAAAUUAUCAUAUUGAAGAAGAAUUGUAAUUUAUAUUUUAUCAAAUAUUAGAUCAAAUACAUGGUGGAUAGUUUUGGUUAGUGUUUGUGGAGGGGCAAUAUUGAUUGCUGUUUUCUUUUAUCUAUAUAAAAGAAUGCAUCCUGUAAAAAGUGUAAGUUCUAUUCUAUUGGAAUGA